Symbiodinium natans is the source of this 2133-nucleotide messenger RNA. Lineage: Eukaryota; Dinophyceae; Suessiales; Symbiodiniaceae. The record is from the annotation of a GenBank genome assembly.
AUGGCCGAGGCCACCGAGACCGGGAAGGCCACUGCAAGUGAGGAAGCGGAAGGGGCCCCCAAGGCAAAGGAGGGUGCGGAGGGUGGGGGUGAGGCAAAUGGGGCAACACGUGAGGGCACGCUGCGGGCGCGGCCCAUGCCCCGGCCAAAGCCCUGGGAAAGGUGCUUCGAGGUCUUUGCCACAGCGGCGACCGGAGUCAUCUUCAUUCUGAAGCUUCUAGAUCCCGUGUGGAUCUUCAUCACCUCGUGUGCCCUGGUCUGGAUCGGCUGGUGUGGGUUUCAGUUCUGCCGGUACGGGUCUGGGAUUCUCUUCCUGUGGGGAAUUCGUGUUGACCAGCCCAAUCUACGGAAGAGCUUCCUCCUUCCGAGCCUCUUCGCUGUCUUUGCUCUUGUCUUCAUCUGCGUGGGUGCUGCUGUUGAAGGCCGUGAGAUCAGAUUCGACAACUGGCACUUGUGGCUCAUCUUUUUUCUGUACCCCUUCUAUGGCGUCUUGCAGCACGUGAUGCUGCAAUCCUUCCUCAUGCGAAACCUGAGCUGGUGCAUCACGGGCAUGGAUGAGUACUCGGUUCUCCAUGCUUUCCUCAAGGAGCCCCGGAUCCUCGGAUUCCUGGGCGUCCUGGCCUGCGUGGCCGCCUCGGUUUCGGCCUUCGCCUUCGUCCAUUGGCCGGAUCCCUGGCUGAUUGCUGGUACCGGGGUGAUGGGGGUGCCGUGGGCCAUCGAGUAUCUGCUCCAUCGAAACGUUUUGCCUCUGGGCCUCUACCAUGGAUUCUUGGGCACGCUCUUCUACUUCUGGAGCGCCUUUGGCCUGGCGAGCUCCGGGAGGCUCAAUCGCUUCGACGAGGCUUGCCUCACGCCCAACGUGGAGCGGAUCUUCAUCGACGGCGACUGCGUUCCCCCCAGUUUCUUCCCCUACAUCCGGGCUCUGCGCAACCAAUCGGAGCUGGCAGUGUUCGCUGCGAUCAAGGGCAGCUCGGCUACGGCGAGGGUGGAGGCGCCCGCUUCACGUGAACACCGCCUCCGAAGCGAACUUGUGAACUGCGGUAUCGAAGAAUCCCGGCUGCUCCUUCUGCCCACGGCGACCGGUGCGGAGAAUGCUGCGGAUGUGCUACUCACCUACCUUUUUGGCCGCUAUGCGGGCACGAAGAACUACCUUGUCUCGGACGACCGCAAGUGGUUCCAGGAGGUGGUGCGUGCCGAGCCCUGGCGAUGCACCAUUUGGAUCACCAGCGACCGGCUUCUCGCAAUCGAGGAGGCCAAGAGCCCGUUCUGGCUAAGUGAAACAGUGAAGCGGCAGCCUGCGAAAGCCGAGGCCGAGAUCGCCCGCCUCAGUGAGACCACCAAAGCGGCAGCGGCCGAGGUCUCCCGACUGCGGGCUCAAGCGGCCGAUAAGGAGUUCGAGGCCUCCCAGCUAGAGAAGCAGAUCCGCCGCCUGGAGCGCCGCAUUGCCGCCUUCGACAGCCCGGGCACUUCCAUUGCGCGAGGCUUCCUGAACACCAAAGGCAAGGCCGCCGGCGAGCCGCAGGCGCCUUCGGCCGCCGCGGCCCGGCCAGCCCCUGAGCGCCUGCGGCCGCGUGCCGGGACCAUCAUCGAUGCCGCAACCGGUCUUGAGUUGAACCCCUUGACCUUCUGGAGCGAGGACAAGGAGCCGUCGAACCUUCUCCUCCGUGGCAAUGGUCCCGAGGCCUCGCUAAUGGCGGCGAUGCGCUCGCCGCCGGAGACCAACGACGCGUUCGACACCGCGAAGUACUCGCAGCUCCUAGCUGCCGGACGCCGCGAGGAAGCCGAGGCCAUGAUCCAGGCGGAGGGCGGGCCCACCCUGACGCAGAUGCAGCGCGAGCCGCUGGCGCUGCUGAGGAAGCACGCCAGCCUCGAUCCGAAUUGGGUCGACCGCAGCUACCACGAUUGCUCCCUGCUGCAGUGGGCUUGCUGCAUGGGCUAUGAUGAGGUCGCCUCCGAGCUGCUUGCGCGCGGGGCCGACCCAAGCCACGUGGGUGCCAAGGGCGUGUCCUGCCUCGCGGCCGCCUGUGCACACAGUUCCGUCGGCUGUGCUGAGCUUCUGCUGGAGGCGCGGUGCAAUGCGGACGAGGUGCGGGUAACAGGUGCCCGAAGUUGGGUCAUGCUGGCUGUUUCCUGA